Molecule: messenger RNA, 1070 nt
Organism: Sesamum indicum (sesame)
Lineage: Eukaryota; Viridiplantae; Streptophyta; Magnoliopsida; Lamiales; Pedaliaceae
Product: ATP synthase subunit delta', mitochondrial
Biological process (GO): proton motive force-driven ATP synthesis
Molecular function (GO): proton-transporting ATP synthase activity, rotational mechanism
Source: RefSeq, a predicted model, not a curated record
CCAGAGGGGUUGAGGUGUAAUUAACUCUUAUUCUUCAUUAAUUCCGACAAAACAUACCACCCUCUUUCUUUUCCUUCCGACUUGCGAGCCGACCGAUCAUUUCACCACACCACAAUGUUCCGCCGUGUCGCCGUCCGCCUACUUUCUCACCUCCGCCCCUUUUCCUCUUCCGAGGUUCCGACUGAGCCGGUGGCGGAUGACUUGUUUAUGGCAGCUUGGAGGCGAAUUGUGCCCAACCUAGACCCUCCCAGAACCCCAUUGGCCUUCAUGCGGCCGCGGCCUUCCACCGCUUCUGCGGCGUCCACUCCCUCCAAGCUCACUAUCAACUUGGUCUCUCACUAUUCUUCCGCACUGUCCAAUAAACAGGUUGACAUGGUUAUAGUACCUGCCACCACCGGGCAGAUGGGUAUUCUCCCUGGACAUGUAGCAUCAAUAUCAGAACUAAAAGCUGGCCUACUUUCCAUACACGAGGGGGACGAAGUGACAAAGUACUUCAUUAGCAGUGGUUUUGUGUUCGUCCAUUCAAAUUCCGUUACUGAUAUAAUCGCCAUUGAGGCUGUUCCAAUUGAACAAGUCGACCCAGAUUCUGUCCAAAAGUACUUCAAAGAAUUCACUCAAAAGCUGAGCGCAGCCUCAACCGAUCUGGAGAAAGCUGAAGCGCAAAUUGGGUUGGACGUUCUAAGUACUUUACAUUCUUCUCUUUCUGGAUAGUCCAUUUGGUAUCAAUUCUCUGAUAUUCACUUAUUAGCUGACAUUUUGUUACUCUGGAGAUGCUAAUAUCAAUUAGCUCUGUCGACAAUUGGAAGUCUUCACUAUCUCCUUUUUGUAUAGUGCUGUUUUAGGUUCGAAACUAUUAGUCAUCGUUUAUUAGGUUGACAUAUAUGCUUCUCUGUAAAUUCUAGUAGAACCAUUCUGGAGAAACCUAUGGACUCAGGCCUCCUUUGGUCCUAAAUCUUCCCAGUAUUUAGGACUUCAUUUAGUAUUGUUUUCUCUUGUAAAUAUGCAUCGUAGCGUCCUUGCAGUUUAUUUAUGAUACGUUUCCAUGUCCUGGGAAGCUGGUUUUGUUUCUA